AUGAGGAUUACAGAAAUUGUGAUAGACGGCUUCAAAUCAUACGCAGUUCGAACUGUGAUCAGUGGAUGGUGCGUGCGCUUUCCCUUCCCUUACACCAACUUGAAGGAUGAAGCGUUCAACUCCAUUACCGGUCUUAACGGUAGUGGCAAAUCCAACAUCCUCGAUGCCAUCUGCUUCGUUCUCGGUAUCACCAACAUGUCGACUGUCCGAGCGCAAAAUCUCCAAGACCUGAUCUAUAAGCGCGGUCAAGCAGGUGUGACCAAGGCCAGCGUCACAAUCGUCUUUGAUAAUCGCGACACCGCAAAAUCCCCGAUCGGCUUUGAGGAAUACGCUAAUAUCUCCGUUACCCGACAAAUUGUGCUGGGCGGUACUAGCAAAUACUUGAUCAACGGCCACCGCGCGCAGCAGCAAACCGUCCAGAACCUGUUCCAGAGCGUUCAGCUCAAUAUUAACAACCCCAAUUUCCUCAUCAUGCAGGGUCGCAUCACCAAGGUCUUGAACAUGAAGGCCGUCGAAAUUUUGUCGAUGAUCGAGGAGGCGGCGGGUACCCGCAUGUUUGAGGAUAGACGUGAAAAAGCUAAUAAGACAAUGGGAAAGAAGGAAUUGAAGCUGAGGGAAAUUGAAGGUCUCUUGAAGGAGGAAAUUGAGCCUAAACUUGAGAAGCUUCGGUCCGAAAAACGUGCUUUCCUCGACUUCCAACAGACACAAAACGACUUGGAGCGUUUGACACGGCUUGUCAUUGCCCACGACUAUGUUCGUGGUGGAGAGCGCUUGCGAGUUGCAGCCGAGGAGUGUGACAAGAAAAAGGACAAGGUUCAGAAUCUGGAGGCCAAUGCAACCAGGCUGAAGAGCGAGAUUGCGUACUUGGAGGAGGAUGUCAAGCGUGUCAAAGCAGCUCGUGACAAGGAAUUGCGAAAGGGCGGCAAGUUCCAGGCUCUGGAAGAUGAAGUCAAGAAUCACUCUCACGAGUUAGUUCGGUUGACCACCGUAUUUGACCUCAAAAACUCCAGCUUGGAUGAAGAGAAGGAGAAACGGAAGACAAUGCAGAACGCAGUGAGUGACCUUGAAAAGAUGCUGAAGGAGAAGCGAGCGGUCUAUGAAAGGCUUCAGGCGCAGUAUGACGCCGCCAAAUCAGAGCUUGAUGCGCAGAACGUCGAAGUGGAGCAAAAGGAAGAGUUGCUCCAGACUUUGCAAACAGGUGUCGCAUCGAAGGAAGGACAGGAGAGUGGCUACCAAGGACAGCUGCAGGACGCACGAAACCGAGCCAGCACCGCCACCACAGAGCAAGAACAAGCGAAACUCAAGAUUGCCCAUUCAGAGAAGAGGAUCAAGGAAGAGGAGCCGCGGGCAAAGAAGGCUAAGGAACAGAACUUGGGCCUGCUGCGGGACUUGGAAGGCCUAAAAUCCCAGGCGAAGAAGCUGGAGUCGGAACUCACUCGGCUUGGCUUUGAGCCUGGCAAAGAGGAGCAGAUUUAUCAAGAGAAAACCGGGCUCGAGAGAGAUAUCCGGGAACUUCGUCAAAGAGCCGAUGGUCUCCGCAGGCAGGCGUCCAAUAUCGACUUCACCUACGCUGAUCCACAACCUAACUUCGACCGGUCGAAGGUUAAAGGCUUGGUUGCCCAGCUCUUCACUUUGAAUAGAGAUCAGGUCGAAGCUGCAACUGCUUUGGAAAUCUGUGCAGGCGGCCGACUUUACAAUGUAGUGGUCGAUUCAUCGGAAACAGGAAAGCAGCUGCUACAGGGUGGCAAGCUGCGAAAGCGUGUGACUAUCAUUCCUCUUAACAAGAUCUCGAACUUCAGGGCCUCAGCUGAAAAGAUUGGAGCCGCCCAAAACCUUGCUCCUGGAAAGGUGGAUCUGGCUUUGAGUUUGAUCGGACACGAAGAUGAGGUGCUUGCGGCGAUGAACUACGUGUUUGGUAACACACUUAUUUGCAAGGAUGCUGCCACGGCUAAGAAUGUCACAUUUGACCCUUCAGUUCGGAUGAAGAGCGUGACCUAUGAAGGCGAUGUCUACGAUCCCUCCGGAACACUAUCUGGUGGUAGCUCCCCUAACUCCAGUGGUGUACUUGUAACCCUACAGAAGCUCCACGAUAUUACCAAGGAACUGAAAACCAAGGAGCGACAACUUGCCACUUUGGAGGACAAUAUGAAGAAAGAGAAGAAGAAGCUCGAUGCGGUCCGGUCGAUUAAACAAGAUCUUGACCUCAAAACCCAUGAAAUCAAACUUACUGAGGAGCAAAUCAACAACAACUCCUCUUCAUCAAUCAUUGCUGCCGUCGAAGAGAUGAAAGUCAACAUCGAGCAAUUGAAGAAAGAUAUUGUCGACGCCAAAAGUCGCCACGCAGAAGCAUCCAAGGAUAUCAAGCGCAUCGAGAAAGAUAUGAGUGAAUUCAGCAAUAAUAAAGAUAGCAAGCUGGAAGAGCUACAAACUUCACUCAACAGCUUGAAGAAGACCCUUACAAAAAACUCUGCUUCAGUCAAGGAGCUUCAGAAGGAGCUGCAGUCGUCCCGUCUUGAUUCUGAGCAAGUCGGAAGUGACCUUUCAGCAGCUGAAGAGCAGCUUACCGAGUCGGGUAGUACGCUGAAGGCACAGGUGAAGGAGAUUGAGUCUAUGAAGCGGGAGCAGGCACGAGUCAAGGAUGCACACGAUAUUGCGCAGGCCCAGCUUGAUGAUGAGAGGGCCAAGCUGACCGGCUUCGACGAAGAAACGCGCGAACUAGAGCGAGCUAUAAAAUCCAAAUCUUCACAAAUCACUGAAGAAAGUCUUGAGAUGCAAAAACUGGGCCAUCAACUUGAGAAGUUACAGAAGGACCAAGAAACUGCCCAACACUCUUUCUCUCAUAUGGAGAAAGAGCAUGAGUGGAUCGCGGAUGAGAAAGAACAGUUUGGUCGUCCGAAUACCCCAUACUACUUCCAGGGUCAGAAUAUUGCCGAAUGCAAAUCAACACUACGCAACUUGACGGAACGGUCGCAAGGGAUGAAGAAAAAGAUCAACCCGAAGGUCAUGAACAUGAUUGAUAGCGUGGAAAAGAAGGAGUCUGCGCUCAAGAACAUGAUGCGAACUGUCAUCCGUGAUAAAAGCAAGAUCGAGGAGACCAUUCUCAACCUCAACGAGUACAAGAAGGAGGCGCUGCACAAGACUUGGACUAAGGUCAAUACUGAUUUUGGUAAUAUCUUUGCUGAGCUCCUGCCAGGCAGCUUUGCGAAGCUUGAUCCGCCGGAGGGCAAGGAGAUCACAGACGGUCUCGAGGUCAAGGUGUCUCUGGGCAAGGUUUGGAAGCAGAGCCUGACAGAACUGAGUGGUGGACAAAGAUCUCUUAUUGCACUCUCUUUGAUCAUGGCACUCUUGCAAUUCAAGCCCGCGCCCAUGUACAUUCUCGAUGAGGUUGACGCCGCGCUGGAUCUUUCACACACCCAAAACAUUGGACGAUUGAUCAAGACCCGCUUCAAGGGAUCUCAGUUCAUCGUGGUCUCACUCAAGGACGGCAUGUUCCAGAACGCCAACCGCAUCUUCCGUACGCGGUUCAGCGAGGGUACUAGUAUUGUCCAGGCGCUAACCCCGGCUGACAUGAGAUAA
Molecule: messenger RNA, 3576 nt
Organism: Penicillium taxi
Lineage: Eukaryota; Fungi; Ascomycota; Eurotiomycetes; Eurotiales; Aspergillaceae
Product: condensin subunit SMC2
Exons: 6
Coding region: 1-3576 (1191 amino acids)
Biological process (GO): chromosome organization
Cellular component (GO): chromosome
Molecular function (GO): ATP hydrolysis activity; ATP binding; protein binding
Source: RefSeq, a predicted model, not a curated record